Messenger RNA from Vitrella brassicaformis, 1641 nucleotides. Lineage: Eukaryota; Vitrellaceae. The record is from the annotation of a GenBank genome assembly.
GAGCAUCUCCUCGCUUGUACGUCCAUUCCGUCAAGCCACAGCUGCACGAAGCGACGUGAGUGACUGAAAUGAAGAAAUCCUUUGCAGAGGAGGAGAGGGAUGACGUGCCAUACUUGCGCUGCCUGGCGGACAGGAAAGGCCUGCUGAUUGGCACUGCUGUCAAUGACUGGGCCCUGCGCAGCGGCGACGCUCCUUAUCAGCAGAUUCUGCAAAAACAGUUCAACGUGGUGGUAGCUGAGAAUGCCUGCAAGUGGGGAUCUCUUCGGCCGUCGAGGUCGGUAUUCGACUUCACCGAUGCAGACAGGAUCCAGCAGCUGGCGGAGGACAACAAGCAGAAGUUCCGGGGACACUGCCUGUGAGCUGGCGUGUUUGUUUGGUCAGUGCAGAUCUGCACUGCACUGCACACCAUCUUGCCUGUGUGUGUGUGUGUGGUGUGCAGGGUGUGGCACAACUGGAAUGGCAACCCGGAGUGGCUCAAUCGCUUCCACGGCAGUGCUCAGGAGAAGCAGGCCCUACUCGAGGAGCACAUCGGCACUGUGGUGAGGCACUUUGGCGGCAAGAUCUUCGCUUGGGACGUCGUCAACGAAGGUGAUUGGGCCAGUCGUGGCAUCAGCACCGACCAUGUGCACAUCCAUCUGUCGUCUUUCACUGCUUGCGUGUGGCCAGCGCUUGAAGAUCAGCAGCCGGCCCCGUCGUGCCCCGCCCUCCGUAAGUCCAUAUGGUCAGACAUCCCCGACUUUAUCGACUUGGCCUUCCGCCGCGCCCACGAGGCCGCCCCGCCCUCCACACAGCUUUUCUACAACGACUACAACGUCGCCUCCUGCAGGGGAUGGUCCAAGCCUAAGGCAGACGCCAUGUUGCAUCUUGUCAGGGGCAUGCUCGAAAGGGGCGUGCCCAUACACGGGGUCAGUAGGCAGCAAACAGACGAGUGGUGCACAGGCACAUCUAUCUAUGUGUCUGCUCUCUGCUUAAUCUGUGUGUGUGUCAGGUGGGCUUCCAGCUGCACACCAACACUCACGCCAACACGUCAAUGCUGAUGGACGGCAUCCGCGAGAAUGUGAGGCGCUAUGCUGACCUCGGCAUUGUGGUGCACAUGACGGAAGUCGACGUGCCAGGUGAGCGUCAAUGGUGGCAAACAUCUGUGGUUGUGACCGAUUGCCCACGUGUGUGGUGUGUGUGCAGGUGGCCAGUGGGAUCACGGCAAGUUUCAUCCACUGCCAGCGGACAAGUGGACGGACGCCGACAGGGCGACUCAAGCGGACAUAUACGGCGAGCUCCUCAAGAUCUGUGUGGAAGAGCCGAACGUCAAGGCCUUCCUGAGCUGGGGAUUCACCGACAAAUACACGUGGCUGCCAGGUACUGCGUAUAGAGAGAUGCAUGUGUCCUAGCGGCAUGUGUCCCAUGUGUGUCUGUGUGUGCGCGUGUCUACAGAGGAUUGUCCACUGCCGUGGGACCGUCAGUACGGAGAGAAGCCAGCGGUGAAGGCGAUGCGGCGGGCACUAGAAGCGUGAUCAAUACAUGUGGAUGAAAGGAAAGAGAAUUCGAAGUUUUUGUGUUGUCAAAGGGAUGGGGCAAUGGGCAGACUACAUGGAUUUACGUUGCACAUAGAAUGCGUGUCCGUUUGCAAGCAAGGAGGCUGCG